This is a messenger RNA of Prionailurus viverrinus (fishing cat), 1429 nucleotides long. It is a transcript of the gene ACTRT2, whose product is annotated as actin related protein T2. The coding region runs from base 209 to 1342 and encodes 377 amino acids. The transcript has a single exon. Lineage: Eukaryota; Metazoa; Chordata; Mammalia; Carnivora; Felidae. The record is from RefSeq and is a predicted model, not a curated record.
CCGUCACCCCUGAAGAGGCCACGGCCCCCGGACCGUCUGAGAGCAGGGCAGACCCGUGGGGAGGAUGGGGGGCUUUCAGGCACGGGCCGCCUGCUAGUGCCUCCUGGGAGUCGUGGAAUCCCGUGCCCUUAAAGCUUCCAGGGGGCCUCUCGUGUCACAAAGUAGCUCGAGAGAGUUCUGUCUUUAUCUCGGCGAGGCUACCGCAGACAUGUUUAAUCCACACGUGUUAGAUUCUCCGGCCGUGAUUUUCGACAAUGGCUCCGGCCUCUGCAAGGCAGGCCUGUCUGGGGAGAUUGGCCCCCGCCACGUCAUCAGCUCCGUCGUGGGGCACCCCAAGUUCAAGACGCCUUCGGCAGGACCCAACCAGAAGAAGGACUUUGUGGGGGAAGAGGCUUUGCACAAGCGUGAGGUCCUGCACCUGUGUCACCCCAUCGAGCGGGGCCUGGUCACCAGCUGGGAGGACGUGGAGACCCUCUGCAGGCAUCUGUUUGAGUGGGAACUGGGGGUGAAGGCCAGCGACCGGCCCGUGCUCAUGACCGAGCCCUCGCUGAACCCCAGGGAGGCCCGGGAGAAGAUGGCCGAGCUGAUGUUCGAGAAGUUCAACGUGCCCGCCUUCUACCUGUCGGACCAGGCGGUGCUGGCCCUCUACGCCUCAGCCUGCAUCACGGGCCUGGUGGUGGACAGUGGGGACGGGGUCACGUGCACCGUCCCCAUCUUCGAGGGGUACUCCUUGCCCCACGCGGUCACCAAGCUCUACGUGGCGGGCAGGGACAUCACAGAGCACCUCACCCGGCUGCUGCUGGCUGGCGGGUGGACCUUCCCGUGCGCGCUAGACAAAGUCCUUGUGGACGACAUCAAGGAGAAGCUGUGUUAUGUGGCCCCGGAGCCAGAGAAGGAGCCCUCCCGGAGGCCGGAGGAGAUCCUGAGGGAGUACAAGUUGCCGGACGGGAACAUCGUGCGAAUCGGGGACCAGCUGUACCAGGCGCCCGAGGCCCUGUUCGCACCCGACCAGCUGGGCAUCCAAAACCCGGGCCUCUCGAAAAUGGUCUCCUGCAGCAUCACCAAGUGUGACGCCGACAUCCAGAAGAGCCUCUUUGGGGAGAUCGUUCUGUCGGGGGGCACCACCCUGUUCCAGGGCCUCGACGACCGUCUCCUCAAGGAGCUGGAGCAGCUGGCUUCCAAAGGGACCCCCAUCAAGAUCACGGCCCCCCCCGACAGGUGGUUCUCCACGUGGAUUGGGGCCUCCAUUGUCACCUCCCUGAGCAGCUUCAAGCAGAUGUGGGUCACCUCCGCGGAUUUCAAGGAGUUUGGGACAUCCGUGGUCCAGAGAAGGUGCUUCUGAGGGGCUGUGGGCAGGGGUGGGUGCGAACUCUCCCCUCGGCAUCAGCAGGACGCUCAAUAAAAGACCAAACGGUGCAGCUUUUGGACA